AUGUCGGCCUCCAGAUCAGCUCGUUGCUUGCGCCAGGCUGUCCGCAGCCUCUCGAUCCGUCCUGCAGCUCCCAGAUACCUGCCCAGACAAGCUCUUUGCGCAUCGAUUCCUGCCAUCUGUCAAUUCUCAAACACAUCGCGCAGCUUCAAAGGCAUUCUCCCUGAUACCGACGAGCCCACCCUGAAGGAGAGGGAACCUCUGCACGAGGUCAACGAGCCCACACCAAUCGAAAUCGAUGAAUACCACGAGAGAGCAGAUCAGUACCUCGAGGAGCUCGUCACCAGAGCCGAGGAGCUGGCAGAAGAGAAGGAGGGUAUCGAUGUCGAGUACUCUGCUGGUGUCCUUACCAUCGCCUAUCCUCCCAACGGUACCUACGUUGUUAACAAGCAGCCCCCUACCAAGCAGAUCUGGCUGAGCUCCCCCGUCAGCGGCCCCAAGAGAUUCGACUGGGUCAUGCUGGGCGAGUCGCAGCAACAGAAGGAGGGCGCCGCGUCAGGCGACUGGAUCUACCUGAGAGACAAGACCAGCCUGACCACGCUGUUGAGAAAGGAGCUGGGCAUUACUGUCGGUGAAGAGUCCAACCGUCCUUGA
This is a messenger RNA of Aureobasidium subglaciale EXF-2481, 591 nucleotides long. RefSeq lists its product as uncharacterized. The transcript has 2 exons. The coding region runs from base 1 to 591 and encodes 196 amino acids. Lineage: Eukaryota; Fungi; Ascomycota; Dothideomycetes; Dothideales; Saccotheciaceae. Gene Ontology annotation, molecular function: ferroxidase activity; ferric iron binding; 2 iron, 2 sulfur cluster binding. Gene Ontology annotation, cellular component: mitochondrion. The record is from RefSeq and is a predicted model, not a curated record. Gene Ontology annotation, biological process: iron incorporation into metallo-sulfur cluster; intracellular iron ion homeostasis.